GAAUAUGGCGUCAUAAUGUUGUACGAUAGUAUCGUACGACAUAAUGGUUGUGCGAAUUGCUCUGUCAUACAUUGCUUAAAAAUCGUUUCAACUCAAGCCUUUUCCGUUCAAGGAAUAUAUUUUUGUUGCGGACAAUCCUAUUUUAAUAGGAUCAGAUGAAAUACUGGAUGGUUAUUCGGUAGGAGAUGCAAGAAUCAGCCGCGAGUUAACCCGUGUGUCAAAUUUCGCAGAGAUUAAAUUGGCGCGACACCACAGCGAUAAGAGUGAUAAGACAACAGGCGUUGACAGUUCAUGCGUGACUGACUGCUGUAAUAGAUCGUAAUCAGUUCCACAAUGUGAGAAAAAUUGUAUAUAGAACUCUACUGUUGAAAUAACAUUCGCACAGAAUGUUAUAUAAAAUCACUUUCUUGUGGUGCUGCGAUCGCUGCAAUCGUCAGUGUGCUCGAGACUCGGUAGUUGUGAACAGUCGGUCGGUGGAAGCGGAACGGAAAGGAACGUCCGGUCGAAGACUGUAUUGUGCUGUGAUUUUGCGUGACUACCGGCGUUCUCACGAAAAUUUGAUGAGUAAGUGUCACGUCGGCCUGGCGUGAGACCUCACGCCACAUCGCCGCUCUUCGUCGAAUACACGACGAUACGGCGAUAUCUCGAUCAACGUGGUGUUUGACGUCGUCGAGGACGGCACUUACAACGACGCGUCUCGCACGAUCGGGGACAGUAGACUCGUGUAUCGAUAAUUAAAAUCUGUAACAAUAGUUUGCUAUUAAUGUAAUGUCGGUGUGAUAUACAAUAUUUCAGCGUUACAAUAUUUGUGAUUGAUAAGUAAAAUAACGUAAACUAUGUAAUGGGAACAAUGAUAUAUAGAGCAAGAAGAUUAUUUACUAUAAGACAGGAAUCUAUGGUAAAUUAUUUAAUUCUGAGCAAUGAGUCCACAAAGUCACAAAAAUAGUUUAACUCCAAAAGGCAUGGAGUCUAAUGGAUACUCUGCUGGCAAAGUCAUGGCUAUAGAAGAAAGAAAUCAUUCAUCUCCUUGUGAGUCAGUGGAUUCAAUGCCUUGGUUUGGAAUGGAUAUAGGUGGUACGCUAUGCAAAUUAGUGUACUUUGAGCCAAAGGAUAUAACCAGAGACGAAGCAGAUGCAGAAGUUGAGACGUUAAAAAAUAUUCGUAGAUAUCUAACUAAAAACUCAGCAUAUGGAAAAACUGGUCAUCGUGAUACUCAUUUGCAAAUGGAUAAUGUUCAUAUUAGAGGCAGACGAGGAACGUUACAUUUUAUUAGAUUUCCCACGAGUGAAAUGGGAAAUUUCUUAGCACUGGCAAAAUCAAAAGGCAUGGCGAAUCUUGUGACUACCGUUUGUGCUACAGGUGGCGGUGCCUUUAAGUUCGAAGACAAUUUUAAAAAGGAAGUAAACAUGAACUUGGCUAAAUUCGAUGAAUUAGAUAGUUUAAUACGCGGGAUGCUUUACAUAGAGACUACGAAUCCACACGAAUGCUAUUAUUGGACGAAUCCCACCGAUGAGAGCAAAUGUCAGAAAGUACCCUUUGACUUUUCCGAACCAUAUCCUUUCUUGCUCGUUAAUAUAGGCUCUGGAGUAAGCAUACUAGCUGUAUACGGACCGGAGAAUUACAAAAGGAUAUCUGGAACGAGUUUAGGUGGUGGUACAUUCUUGGGAUUAUGUUGUUUACUCACCGGAUGCAAUACCUUCGAAGAGGCGAUAGAAUUAGCAACUGGUGGUGAUAACACAAGAGUAGAUAAGUUAGUCAAAGAUAUAUAUGGCGGUGAUUACGGUCCUUUUGGUCUUCCUGGAGAUCUAGUCGCGAGCAGUUUUGGUCAAAUGAAUUCUAAGGAACGCAGAAACGCUGUUACUAAGGAAGACCUAGCACGUGCAACGCUUGUUACUAUCACGAAUAAUAUCGGUUCCAUUGCCCGCAUGUGCGCUGUUAAUGAAAAAAUAGAAAGGGUUGUAUUUGUUGGGAACUUUUUAAGGGUGAAUCCCAUAUCGAUGAAAUUAUUGGCCUAUGCUAUGGAUUAUUGGUCAAAAGGAACUUUGAAGGCUUUGUUUUUGGAACAUGAAGGUUACUUCGGAGCAGUGGGAUGUCUAUUACAAUUUAAUGGCGAAUCGAGCUAAACACAAUGAAAGAUGCAAUCUACAGCAUUCCAUAUUACCAAUUAUGUAGAAUUGAUUUUGCCAAUGAGCAAGAUUGUUCAACGUAAUUAUUUAUUUUUGUUAAUUUAAUUUUAUUGUUUAGGAUUUUAUCUAAUUGUUUCUCAUUAACAUAAAAUAAUUUUGACAUUUAAGAAGUAUGAUUAAGAUUAUAUUUAUAAAUUAUCAUUGUUUUAAAUUAUUUAUCAUAAUUUUUAUACAGGAAACAAUGAUUACGUCAGGGUAUUUUCUUUUAUUAUCUCGUUUUAAUGUACUUUUCGAUUUUGAGCACAAAUUUAGCACGACUCGACAGGCAGAAUCGAUAAUGGACCAAAUCUAAAGGGAUUAAGAAUUGCCUCUCCUCCCAAUGUUCGUUACAUGCCGUAUAGACUAGUUCUACCUCAUAAUUUAUAUUGUGAAAUUUUUCUACGGAUGCACAGGUUUUUAUGUAUAUAAUGGCAAUCGUUAUUACACUUGCACGACUUUUCGUAAGUUUAUAAUGAUCGUAGCGAUAAAUACUGCCGCACUAAUUGGUAAUUGUAAUUUUGUUAAUAUCUUAUGCGCUAUGAGGGAUUUCUUAAUACAAGCUUUUAAUUGAAUAUUAAUGAAAUUUUUUAAUAUUAUGAAAUCAUUUAAACGCUGAUACUGAGGGCAGAAAAAUUAAGAAUUUUUUAUGCUGUUUAUAUAAUGCUCCAAUGAGAUAUUUGUAAUGCAAAAGUACACGCUUCCUGCAGAUAUUAUGAAAUAAUGCAAUAUGUAUUUCAAAGUAUACAGUUGUCAACGUGUGAAGGAUGUUAAAUUUUCUUUUCAAGAAGUAUGAUACUGUAAUAUGAAUGAAGGAAAACUUAUUGUUAAAACAAUGAUAUUAUUGUAAAAAAAUGCAUCUAUAAUUUUGGAAAACAGCAAUCGUGAUAUAUUUGUCUCCUAUUUUAAUCAAAAUGUAGCAAUUUAUUAAGUUGUGGAUAUUUUGUUUGUAAUUCAUUGCGAUUAAUUCACCACAAGCAUCUUUAUAAAAUAGAUAACUUGUUUUCGUUGCAGUAUAUUGUGGAAGACAGACUUUGAUAUUUCUGCAAAAUAAAGUAUCAUUUUAAUAUAUGGUAA
Linepithema humile (Argentine ant) is the source of this 3239-nucleotide messenger RNA. RefSeq names its product pantothenate kinase 3 fbl (gene fbl). NCBI's taxonomy places the organism in Eukaryota, Metazoa, Arthropoda, Insecta, Hymenoptera, Formicidae. Gene Ontology annotation, molecular function: pantothenate kinase activity; ATP binding. Gene Ontology annotation, biological process: coenzyme A biosynthetic process. The record is from RefSeq and is a predicted model, not a curated record. Gene Ontology annotation, cellular component: nucleus; cytosol.